Messenger RNA from Protopterus annectens (West African lungfish), 2119 nucleotides. It is a transcript of the gene NCCRP1, whose product is annotated as NCCRP1, F-box associated domain containing. The transcript has 6 exons. Gene Ontology annotation, molecular function: ubiquitin protein ligase activity. The coding region runs from base 95 to 796 and encodes 233 amino acids. Lineage: Eukaryota; Metazoa; Chordata; Ceratodontiformes; Protopteridae. Gene Ontology annotation, cellular component: cytoplasm; SCF ubiquitin ligase complex. The record is from RefSeq and is a predicted model, not a curated record. Gene Ontology annotation, biological process: SCF-dependent proteasomal ubiquitin-dependent protein catabolic process; glycoprotein catabolic process.
UGGUAGUAUCUGGGCUGCAGGAAGUCCCGCCACUUAGUGACUUCUCUCCCUGUUAGUCACAUCCCACCAAGGCUAGAUCUGUCUUUGCAGCGAAAUGGACUCAAAGAAGCAGAGUGUGUGGAAGGACAGAUGUGUAACCGAGUGGAAUCUGGGUGGAAAGGGCAUCCCUUUACCGCAGGAAUGGGACUGGGAAUCGACUUAUCAGAAGAAACCAUUUGGGCGGAACCUGAUUAAAAAUCCGUGCCCUGAAGGCCUUUCUCAUAAAGUACCGUUGGACACCACUCGACCACAAGCUCCACCGCCAAGGAAACCUCUGGAGUCUCUAGGUGAUUUCAGUGGCUGGAAAACUAAAGAAGAGCACCUUCCUGUCGAUACAAGUGGAAUUCCAGAAGGAGCUGUAAUCUGCCACCUGCCAAAUUACAGCUGGGUGGUCAAAGAACAGAUCAUCAAUCUGAAAGAAGAAGGGUUCUGGGAAGAGCUGCUGGAUGUGUAUCAGCCAGACAUUUGUGUUACGGACUGGUAUGAAGACAGCCAACUGCACGACUAUGUUUAUGAACUUCAUGUCAAGCUUCUGGGAAGUGAUCAUGCAAAAGUGAUUAACGAAUUCUCCUUGAAGCCGAAAAAUGAAAGAAGUGAGACGCAACAUAAAUGGUGUGAGGUUUCACAUAUUUUUCAGAAGUAUGGACCUGGUGUUCGUUACAUUCAUUUUGAGCACAGAACAAAGGAUCUGUUUGUGGUUGGAUUUGAUAGGACUCGGGUUACUGACAGCACUGUGCGUGUACAGCUGAGAGAAUAAACAGGCUGCAAAACUGAAGUUGAUGGGGUGGCUGCAGUACAUUUCAUUUAUGAAUAUAUUGGUGCUGAGAUAGCUAAAGUUCUGAUUAUUCAAGCAAAUUCUGCAUAAUGGCUUGCUGUACAAAGAAAGUGUAGUGUGAAGUCUUGGAAUUAUUUCAUUGUGUUUUUUUUAAAAUAUGGAUAUCCACCAAAAGUGUUAUGUCUGCUGUUUUUAAUGAAUUCUUCUGAUUCAUGGAAAGAUCUUAGAUUUGUUUAAAAUGUAGACCAGUGGGCAUGUACUUUAAGUUCGGCUUCAACCAAGACUUUGUCAUCAUUCCCUUUAUUAACUUAUGUCUCUCUGUAUCUAUUUCAGCUGCUUGUUUUUUGCUUUUUUAGUUCGCGUCAUUACCUCUUGGUUCCUAACUGUACUGCUUCCCAUUAAGGCAAAAGGCUUUUAGCCUUUAACUAGCUUCUAUAGUUUUGCAUCAUUUCUGCUGCCCACUUGUUUUGCUACCCACAAGUGUUCAUGAACUGGAGUUGUUCUAGAAAGUUUUUCUGUAUGGUCACUGAAUAAUAUGGGAAUGACCUUAUUUUAUUCAUUUUAUUCCUGUUACUUGUAUUUGAUGGCUGCAUACAUCAGACCUGGGGCUUCUUGCAGGCCUCCAUUAGCUAUGGUAUUUCUGAAAUAAAAUAUUCCAUUAUAUUGUAAAAAGAUCUCCUGUCCCUCUGACCCUCAUUUAGAACCAUAGAGGUCACUGAAAUAUUUUCCCUAUGUACUGCUUUACACAUUUUUGUGUUCACACAAAUGCAGUUUAUAAAGUUAUUAUAAGGUUCACUCCUUUCUUCUGCAUUUCCUUAGGUUCCUAGGAAAUCACUUUUGCCAUCAUACUUUAUGCACAAGUGUCUGCUUUAAAUGGACUUCUCUUUCCCCUCAUCCUUCCCCCCUUCGUUAAUCAGUGAAGCAAAGCUGACCAGUGCAUCACUCCAAGCUUGCUGUCUACCUCCUACUGUGGUACUUUUUUCUUUACCCUGUCUCAGGUCUUUAACCUCACUGGAGUAUUACAUGCCAUACAUGUAAGGCUCUACUGAAAUGCUGCAUCCGAUUUUAAGCAGCUGCCUGCCUUCUUCCCAUCUUGUUUUAGCACUGGAAUAUUCCGGUACUACUUGAAAUGACAUCACACAGUUUCAUACCGACCUCACCUUCUUUUGCCAGCAUUUUGAGGAGGGGCCUAAAGGGGCAGAUGACUGAAGUUACCAUUUCUUGUAUAAAUAAUGUCUAUGUAUUACUUGCUAAAGUUAACAAAAGAUUAACAUGAUGGGAUCUAAAUAAAAAUUCUUGAACUUC